GCCGUCUUUGGCGUAGCCAUUAAUGUAUUAAGAGGCGUAACUCAGAAAUUUCAAAAACCUGGGCAGUCUAGUCUGACGAAGCCGCCAUUUCAAAGCGCAAAGGAGCCAUAGAAGCUGUUGGAAAUUUUGUAAUUUGUAUUUUUCAAAUAUAUAUAUUUAUUUUAUUAGCAAAUAGGAAAAAUAUAUUACUUUUAGAAUCUACCUCGCCUGCAUCACCGACUGAAAUGGAUGCAGACACAGAAGAAAAGGUGACAAGAACGUCAAAGAUUUCCAAGGAUGAAUCUCAAAAACCGUUAAUGGACAACAAAUUUAGGGGUCGUGGGUUUAAAAGUCGCGGUCGAGGGGGUCGGAUGACUCGAGGCGCCAUGCGUGGUGGUCGGGGCAUAAUGAAAGCGUUUGGUCCACCUGGAUAUGGGAGGGGUCAAGUGAAAGAUGGAAUCCUGAAUGGAUUUGCACCUAUGAGAGCAAUGAGGAGGAUGCGACCUUACCCAGACCUAAGAGGUCAUCGAGGUAGGGGCCCACCAAUGGGCAUGGGCCCUCCUCCUCCCCCACCACCUCCCAUGCACCUCAGAGGCCCCUUUCCACCCAUGCCCAGGCACGGCCCCCCUCCACCUCCUCUAGGUCAUCCUGGUUUCAGAGGGUGUCCACCACACCCUCGAGGCCGUGGCAUGCUACCCCCUGGACCUCCACGCCACUUCCACCCCUGCAGUCCAAGAGGCUACCACAAUGGACCAGUCUCUCCUCCGCCUCACCCCCCACCUGGCAGAGGCCAGAGGUGGCCAGGGCCCCCUGGUGGCCGACGCUUUUAACACAGCCUGCCCUAAAAACAAUAAGCAAACACUUGUUAAUGUAGAAGGGGCCUAAAGUGAUGGAGUAAAUGAAACACCCCUUACUCCUGUGUUGCACAAAGUCUCUUAAUAUCUUCAUGACAUACUCUGUGGCCAAAUGUCUGCUUAUUGAUAUUGUCUACUGGCAAAGAAGUAAUGUGAAAAUGACUAAUUACAGCAUAAAAUGCCUCACAACUUUAACCAUGUAAAGGCAUUCUGUUAUCGAUGUUACAAAAAUACUGUUGGUACUGUAGGAACUAUUUGACAUUGUUGGAAAAAAAAAAAACUCUUUGAAACAGCUGUUCUCAAAGGGAGGAAAAUUAUUGUCAAAGUUCAUUAAAUGUUCUGUGGUUCUUGUUACAGUCACCCUGUGAGCCUUAGGAAUUGUUUCUGAUCCCUUAUAAAGAAUAAAAAAAUGGGUGACAUUGUUUAUAUGAAGGUGGGGAAAGAUGGCUGACAAAUAAUGAGAGUGCACAGUAGCCCUCGAGCACCACUGUUAGUUAACUAGCUUAGUACACCUUGGACCUCUCUAACCUUUCCUUUUGUUACAUGGAAAUAUUUAUGUAUUAUGAACAAGCAGUGCAGUAAAUAUUGUUUAACACUUACACAUUUUUCAAGUGAAAAGACAAUAUUGUCAAGUAUUGAAGUUUGAGUAAUUAAUUUGAUAUCGUUAAUGUGCAACUAUUUUAAGUUACCAGUAUUGCUGUUUGGAGAAUUUUGAAAAUGUUUGUCUUCAGCAAUCUAUCUUGUAACGACAAAAUGAAGAAGGCAUUAUAAACGAAUAGUAUAUUGAAAUAUAUAUUUAGUAGAUUUUAUAAAGCAUUUCAUUAGUAUUUGCUCCAGUUAAGAACAACUCUUUACUGUGUUUAGUUUUUGGAAGUGUUAUAAAUACUGUAAUUAACAUAACUUUUGUGAACAUGUUAAUGUGUUUGAUGGAAAACGGCAAGACGUAUUACAUAGUCGUGGAUAAAAAAUAAAAUUUAAAAUAAAAUUAAUUUCUCUUUUUUUGUGUAUUCACAAACAAGUCUGAGAGUUGUCAUCAUAAUUCCAAACGUAUCUGUAAUAUAUAUAUGGAAGAGAAUGAAUUGUGUCCAAACUAGCACUGUACACAGUGGCACAGUCAGUGUUUCAUAUUUGAAAGUGAACAUUUGAUCUAUGUAAAGACCACUGCAAAAAUGCACAUAAUCAUUAUAUAUGUUUUGAAUGAGUCGGAAGGACCAAGAGCCCUUAAUGAACAAAUAUUCAGCUAGCUGACCACUGAAACUUACUGCAGACAAGAAAAGGCUUGGAAAAGUAAUCCAUGAAUUGCACUUUUAGUAACUUGAAAGAUGAACUCAAUCCGCUUCACUCAUUACCAUUAUGGUACCAUGUCAGUUUGACUGGAGGACUAAGAACCGCUCCACUUGAAAAGCAUUUAAAAGCUUUUGACUGAAUGUCAAGUCACAGUUCAAAUUCAGUGGUAGCAUGUCUAAAAGGAGGACAUCAUCUGCAAAGGAUAAACACUCUGAUAUGACCAAUAUUUCAUGUUUUCGCACUGCUAUACUUAAAUAUAGUCAGAAAUUUCAGUCUGACUUCAACGACAAGAAAAGGAAUUUGAAGAAUCUCACUAUGUUUUACGUAUGGGUUAUUUACUUAUAAUAAUACUUUAAUAUUCUAUAUAAUUUCUCCCAUAAUCCUGUACAUUUUUAACUUUUAUAAAAAUAAAGGUUGCCAUGCAUGUAUGAAUGUGCAUAUGAAAUUGCUGUACCUUAUUAUAGCAAAGAGGAGUAACAGAUUAUCAAAUGAAUGAUUUACUCCAGAAUCUGUGAUUUAUAGACAUCAUCUCAUAAAUAAAGUGGACACCAAUUUAAUAAACUUUUUAACUCUUUGUUUUGUGAAUGCAUGUAGAUUUUUGUCCAUAAUGUGGUGCUAAUUUUGGCCUACAGACUAUAAAGAUGUCCCAAAACCCUGCUGUAAUGCUUAAGCAAGGUCCUAAGAAAAAGCAUUUAUUGUUAAUACUGUAUGUUGUAUUUUCUGCUGGCACGAACAAGGAUUUGGCAUUAUUUCUGGAUGAAAGAGCAUUUUAUUCUCGGGACCACUCACAAGGUAUUCAUCACAGCUAAUCUGUUUCAUAAAUUAGACACAUUUCGUCUUCUCCUCCUCUUCCUUCUUUUUCCAUCUCUUUAGCACUUUAAGUACAUUCUGCUGCCCCUCAGUCUCUGCAGUCCCUUCUUGUUUCUCCCGUUGGUUGAUUAUAACAGACUGACUGUUGUUGUCUCCUGAAGGGGGGCACACAGUACAGUUAACAUCCCGGGCCCCAGGAAGCCAGGCCCUCCCUCACAUCUCUCCCCUCCUUCAUCAGCAGUGUAAAACCGGAGGUCUGGCACUUCACUUGAAAAGGUGAGCUUCCUCUUGUAUCUUAAUCCCUAAACACCUCCCUCUUUGGAGAAUCUCUUUUUCAGGAUGGAAGUUGGAAUAACUAUGGAAUCUUAGCAAACUCACUAAGACACAGAGGACUGUUGGCUAAUAGGUUAUAGUACUUCAUCUUUUACAUCUGCACUGUGAACGCUUAACAAGAAUAGACCAUAAGCACACCUUCUAGUAAUGCAAGGAGCAUGCAGGAAUAUGCAGGGAAAGAUUGGUCUAUAAAUCAAAAUUAUUGCACUAAUAACUGGAAUGAUGACAUUUUGACAUGUCAGCUGGGAAAGCAAAGGUGUAAAUGAUAAAAUUAAUGGUGGCUGAAUUCCAUUUAGCUGCUCCAG
Messenger RNA from Etheostoma spectabile (orangethroat darter), 3568 nucleotides. Its product is annotated as splicing factor 3B subunit 4. The transcript is spliced from 6 exons. The record is from RefSeq and is a predicted model, not a curated record. NCBI's taxonomy places the organism in Eukaryota, Metazoa, Chordata, Actinopteri, Perciformes, Percidae. Bases 225 to 809 code for a protein of 194 amino acids.